This is a messenger RNA of Lentinula edodes (shiitake mushroom), 1530 nucleotides long. RefSeq names its product cytochrome P450. NCBI's taxonomy places the organism in Eukaryota, Fungi, Basidiomycota, Agaricomycetes, Agaricales, Omphalotaceae. Bases 1 to 1530 code for a protein of 509 amino acids. Gene Ontology annotation, molecular function: iron ion binding; monooxygenase activity; oxidoreductase activity, acting on paired donors, with incorporation or reduction of molecular oxygen. Gene Ontology annotation, biological process: ergosterol biosynthetic process. The record is from RefSeq and is a predicted model, not a curated record. The transcript has 5 exons.
AUGUCCUCUAUUUUUACUGGUCAUAUCUCUUGGGCAGUCUAUCUUGCUUGUGUUCCAAUAUGUGUGAUAAUUCUUCAUAUCCUUCGCCAGUUAGUACACUUACCUUCAGUGGGGACUAAUAGAAGCUCUCAUCCCCCAACAGUCUUUCACAUUUUGCCAGUGAUUGGGUCGACUUUCGAAUUUGGGAAAAACCCAACAGGGUUUCUUUUGAAUUGUCAGAGGAUGUAUGGAAAUGUGUUUAGUUUUGUUGUGCUUGGUCAGAAGCUUACUGCUGUGCUGGGUCCGGGCGGCAAUAAAUUUGUUACGGGAAGGGAGUCAGCAAUAUUCAACGCUGAAGAUAUAUAUGGGCCAUUUACAGUUCCAGUUUUCGGAAAGGAUGUGGCAUUCGAUGUUCCGAACGAGGUUUGGAGAGAGCAGAAACGCUUUCUUGCUUACGGGCUUUCCCCUUCGAAUUUCCGAACUUAUACAAAGGUCAUCCAGGAUGAAGUUGAUGAUUACAUUAAGGGGAAUCUUCUUCCUAUCAUACUGGCUGAAGGAAUGGAUAGCAAUGCAAAACAAUGGAAUUGCUUAGAUGCUUACCAUCUCAUUUCUACACUCAAUAUCCUUGCCAGCACUCGGACACUGCAUGGCUCUGAAGUUCGAGAGAGUAUCCGGUCCGGAAGCACUGUAGUUGCAUACUAUGACGAACUUGAUGCUAGCCUUGGCCCGAUGUCUUUCAUUUUCCCUCAUUUUCCCCUUCCCCAGCACCGCCGCAGAGACCAAGCCCAAACGGAGCUGAGUAGCUUCUACUUGGAUAUAAUUCAACAUCGGAAGCAAACACAGACAGAUUCAGCUUCCAUUAUACAUGAUGAUGAGACCGAUCUCAUAGCAACGCUGCUCAAGCAGCGCUAUCGUGAUGGGACACCCUUACAAGAUCACGUCAUUGCAAAUCUGAUGAUUGCACUUCUAAUGGCCGGUCGACAUACUAGUGCAGCCACUGGGUCAUGGAUACUGAUUUAUAUUGCCAAUAACCCCUCAAUUGCCAAUGAUUUGUAUGCUGAACAAGUCAGCUCUUUGGGAUUACCCGAUGGAAGUUUUCGUUCGAUCUCGUAUGAAGACAUUCGAGGGCUUCAUUUAAUGAACGCUGUUAUUCGGGAGACCUUGAGGCUUCAGCCCCCGAUUCAUAGCAUUUCUCGGAUGGUCAGAGAGGAUGUUGUAGUACCCUUUGAAUGUGGAAAGAAGAACUUCAUUAUUCCUAAAGGACAAGUAGUAACAGCAUCUUUUGCAGUGAGCCAAGUGGACAAUACCAUCUGGUCUCAUGCUACAGAAUGGGAUCCUUACCGGUGGUUUGGUGAUAAAUCACCCAGUGGUGCUUUUGCACUCAAGGAGGAAAAUAACACGGAUGCUUAUUUACCCUUUGGAGGAGGAGGGCAUCGUUGUAUUGGGGAACAGGCGAGCCUUGAAACAGAAGAAGCCAAUAAACGCUCUAAUAUUCUAUGCAAUAGUUCGAAUUUCACGUUGAUCAUUUUCCGGAGCGACAGGCAUUUGUAA